AUGCUGAAUGUGAACUCAAAAAGACGCAUGACAUUGUUCAGUAGUAGAUAAUCAAUUGUACAUGGUACUGGAUAAAAUGUGUUGCUCUGGGAUCAAAUGUUUGGAAAUUUCUAAAGCACCUUAAAAUAGAAAAAUCAGAUAAAUAAAUCUCAAAAAAAUGGGAAUGAUCCCAUCUUCUAUUCAUCCCCAUUGAACUAACCAAAUCCCAUUUAAUUCAAUGAGAAACUUAGAUAAGGGUUUCGUUAAUAUUUGAAUGGAGAGCUUUCUGCUUUGAAUUUAGUGAAUGAAUGCAAUCAUUUGAACAGGAAGGAAACCAAACUCAAAAAUAGAUUUAAACUUGUAAAACGAGCUAACAUGUUUGCCAAUCAAUUACAAGUAACAAACAAAUACAGAUCUCUACAUCAAUAAGGGUUGACUGAUUAAGAGAUCGAAAAGAAAGUCAAAGUUUUAUAAAGAUUCGAAAAAAUAAAGAAAUUAAUUCAAAAAAAUCAAGAAACUAAACUCAUUGAAGAUACUAAUCUCAAAGAUGUGUAACUUUUUAGACAACUCUAUGAGGUUAGUGAAAACAAUAAAUCUAAGUUUAAGUAAAAGGAUCUGAUAACAGAGAGGACAGAUGGACAACGAGAAUACGAAAAUGUUAAUUAUUUCACUCAUAGGUAUCUCAGAGUUAAGCGGGAUGAUGAGUAAUUAAAAAAAAAUAAAGAAUCCAAAAAUGAUUAAGAUUUUUUUAAUAAAUAAAAAGUCAGGGAUAUAAUAGAUCAAAAAUUAAGGGGAUUUAUAGACGAAAGGGAAUAAUAGGAAUAAAAGCUAUUGAGUAAGGCUAAGAGGAGAAUGCUAAUGAAAAAUACAUAAUUCAAAGAAUACGAACAAGAGAAAUAUGUUUUGAAUGAUCCAUUAAACAAAGAUGUCAAGCUUUAUGCGUAUUUAUUUGUUAAACCAAAAGAAAAAAUGUAAUUUAAUGAAAUCAAUUAAAAAACAUUGCCUCUCACUAAAAGAGUCAAAGAAUCCAAACAUUAUUUCAAAAACUUUAAAAAGUAAUUAACCUCUCGUUCAGCAAGUAUGACAAAUGAUUCUUCCCUAAAUUCAAUUCUGGAAAUAAAUAUUGAUAAUUUGUAUAAAGCAAGUGAUCAAAUAUAAUCUUAGAUUCUAUCAAACGAUUAAGAAAAAAUUUGUAAAAAGAAUCAAGUAAUUAUAGAAAGUACAAUAACUUAAUUAAGAAAUUCUAAAGAUGAAUCAAAUAAAACUUUCUUCUGA
This is a messenger RNA of Paramecium tetraurelia, 1254 nucleotides long. RefSeq lists its product as uncharacterized. NCBI's taxonomy places the organism in Eukaryota, Ciliophora, Oligohymenophorea, Peniculida, Parameciidae. The transcript has a single exon. The record is from RefSeq and is a predicted model, not a curated record.